GUGGUGCUGGAGAGUCUUUUUUUUCGAGCGAUCGCAAUCUUUAUUCGGCUGAGACUCUUCCGGCUUUGCGGUGGGGCUGCUGGCGAGCGGCUCCCCUCACCCGGAGAAUUAUGGACCGAAAAAAAAAGCCUCUGGAUAUAACAGUCGGUUCGCUGGUAGAUUUGAAAGCUGAACUGUUCCGAAAACAGGAAGAAUUCAAGAGAGAGAAACUUCUAAAAGAUGCCGGAGUCCAUGUUAAGCCCAAAACAAUAAAUAAGAAGCCAACCAUUUGGACUAAGCAGAACAAAGGAGUUUCGGAUCGAGCUGAAAAAGACGUUGAGCAGAAGAUAGAGGAACAGCAAACUCUAGAUAAAUCAAGGCAAAAACUGGAAGAGAAAGCACGUCUGUAUGAAAAAAUGACCAAGGGAGAUUUUCCAGAUGAAGAAACUGAAGAUUUAUAUCUUGUGGAUUUCACUCAGAAGAUAAUUGACAAACAGAGAGAAGUACAAGAAAUGUGUACCAGUGAAACUGCCAGUAAAGCAAUGGGAGACGAAAAAGGGGAAGAAGAGAGAUUCUCUGAAGCAGAAGUCCCACCUAUACAGAACCCAGAUGAAGAAUGGGUUGAAUAUGUGGAUUAUUUAGGCCGUUCAAGACAAUGUAGGAAGAAAGAUUUGCCCCAUCUGCUAGAAAUGGAUAAACUGAACCAGGAUGAGAGCUCGCCAGAGAAUGAAAAAAAGACUCUACUGUCAGAAGACAUGAGAAGGGAGCUUCAGCGACAGGAAUGGGAAAGAGAGGAAGAAGAAGCACUGAAGAAACCUAUGGGGCCAAUUCAUUAUGAAGACAUUCGAGAAAAUGAGGCGCGACAGCUUGGUGUUGGUUACUUUGCCUUUGCCCGUGAUCAGACUUUGAGAAAAAAACAAAUGGACACUUUAGAAAUGCUGAGAGAGCAGACCAUCGGUCAGAGAGCAAAGCGAGAACAUUUAAAGGAAAAACGUAAAGCUAUUUUGGAAUCCAGGUUGUCUAAAAUUCGAGCGAAAAAGCGCUUAAAAGAUGGCGAUACGAAAGAAAAUGGAGAAGAGGAAGCGCCAGAGCCAGUCCUACCUUCAAGCAAGCCCGCUGAACUGCCCAGAGUUCCUACAGAAACUAGAAAAGUAGAAGUUAUCAUUCAGGAGAGGAAAGAUACAAAGCCGGGUGUGCCUUAUGUUCGUGAAUGGGAUAAAGGCAAAGAAUUCACUUUUGGACUUUGGUCAAAGAAGCAGAAUGAACUCAGGAACGAAAGAGAUCCAGAGUUUGCACCACCUUCUGCUUACUUUAUAAAUCAAAAGAAAUGUUACAAUCAAAAUUGGAACAAAUCUGAAUCCUCCUAUGUAAGUACAGAAGAUAGUCUUACAGGCAACUUUCCGUCUACAUCAGCUGAGACUCACCAUAACUCGUGGAACAAUGAUUUCAUACCUACUCAGGCACCUGAGAUGAGGACAUCAAACCAAGAACCAGUUUACCAAAGUUUGGAUGAUAUGCUCUCCUAUUACAAGCAAGUCACAUGAACGUCAGAUGCCAUUAGGAAAACAAUUUGUUCCCUAAUUAUUAAAACAAAUUAAGGAUAGUUUCUGUGAGCAGGUGAACUUUCCUGCAGUUCCCGUCUCUCCUAUCACUUCUAAUAUUAAAGAAUUAACUUCAAAGAUA
Messenger RNA from Ahaetulla prasina, 1662 nucleotides. RefSeq names its product coiled-coil domain containing 174 (gene CCDC174). The transcript is spliced from 12 exons. Gene Ontology annotation, cellular component: nucleus. The record is from RefSeq and is a predicted model, not a curated record. The coding region runs from base 111 to 1523 and encodes 470 amino acids. Lineage: Eukaryota; Metazoa; Chordata; Lepidosauria; Squamata; Colubridae.